AUGAACGCUCAGGUUUUGCCAUACCAACAGCCUAAUCCUAGAAGCGUGCGACUUUCCAAAAUAGCCCGUCUUAUCUUUGAUAUAAUUGCUUCGCAAUGGUUCUUCAUAGUAUUAGCGAUUUUUAUUGUUCUCGCUCGGUUUUUUCCAAAUUUUGCAAGACACGGAGGAAUCAUCCGUGCUGAGUAUAGCAUAGGCUAUGGUGCUGUUGCUGCUAUCUUCUUGAUCUCGGGUCUUUCCCUCAACACGAAAGAUUUCAUGAAAAACCUCUCCAACUGGAGGGCCCAUUCCACAGUGCUUACGUUCUCAUUUCUGAUUACCAGCUCCAUAGUUUACGGCAUUUUGACGGGAAUCAAGAAGAGGUACAAUCCCAACAUUGAUGAGUGGAUGUUGGUUGGUCUCAUCGUCACUGCAUGCUGUCCAACUACAGUGGCCUCAAACGUGAUGAUGACUCAAAAAGCCUCUGGUAACGAUCUUCUAACUCUUUCCGAAGUAUUUAUUGGCAACAUUCUUGGGGGUUUCAUAACUCCAGCAUUGGUUCAAUUGUACUUCGGCAAAAGCUCACCAUGGGCAUUUGCAAAUCCUGCAUCUGGCUCAUACCAAACCGUCGAUAUCUACAAAUCCGUGAUGAAAAGUAUUGGUCUUUCGGUGUUUUUGCCUUUGUUUGUGGGUCAGGUCAUAAGAAAUAUCUUUCCUGCAAAAGUCAUCUGGUUCCACAAGACCUUCAAACUGAGCAAAGUGAGCAACUUCUUGCUCAUCCUAAUCAUGUUCUCUUCAUUUUCGACAGCAUUCUACCAGCACUCUUUUACAAGUGUUCCCGCAGCCUCUAUCAUAUUUACUGCAUUUUUUUGUGCGGGAAUAUACCUCUUCUUCACGGCGAUAUGUUUUGCGUACUCUCGUCCUACAUGGCUGUUGACCUUGUUUCCACAAACCAACGAACAAGGUCUAGAUCGGCGGCCAAGAGUUUACAGAUUUCUAUACAAGAGUUUGAGGCCUUUCUACUAUUCACGAAAAGACACAGUUGCUGUUAUGUUGUGUGGUCCUGCAAAGACUGCUUCUCUUGGUGUCUCUCUGGUGACCGCCCAGUACGGGAGCCAGAACCCCAACCUCGGCAAGUUGUUGAUACCGUUGGUGCUCUACCAAUCUGAGCAGGUCCUUAUGGCCGGGCUUUUGGUGUUUUUCAUGAAAAGAUGGAUCGAAAACGACCCAGACCUCGUGGAAUCAGAUCCUGGAACUCCUGCAGAAACUGCUGAGGCUGGUGAUUCCACUUGGAUAGAGCAGUUGUCUCAGCUACCAAUUCGGCCAUUGAAGAAAGCGCAUGCAACAGAUGGUGUUCCUGUAUAG
Kuraishia capsulata CBS 1993 is the source of this 1341-nucleotide messenger RNA. RefSeq lists its product as uncharacterized. Gene Ontology annotation, cellular component: plasma membrane. The record is from RefSeq and is a predicted model, not a curated record. Bases 1 to 1341 code for a protein of 446 amino acids. NCBI's taxonomy places the organism in Eukaryota, Fungi, Ascomycota, Pichiomycetes, Pichiales, Pichiaceae. The transcript has a single exon.